UGUCCUAACGCCUGAAAUUCGCUGACGGACAAAGAUUAAGAUGUCGGAAAACGCGAAAAACGAUAGCUGUCUGCAUUGCUCCGUAUUCAGUACGAAAUACCAGUACCAGGAGAUAUUCGAUGAGUUCGGAAUCGAGCUGGGUCUCCAAUCGCUGCUGGCCAAGCACUACCAGAUUGAUGUGACACCCGAUCCCCAGAAAAAGCAGCUCCUGUGCGAGGUGUGCGUCAACAAUAUCAUCCGCCUGUUCGACAUCGAUGAAUUGCAGCGGGAAAGGGAUGCAAAUGCAGCCAAGGACGAGGUGCUGCAGGCUGAGGUGCUGCCCAAGCAGGAGGAGCCUAUCAUCAUCACCAAGGUCGAGGCACCGCCACCAGCUGCGAAGCCUGCGAAGCACCCAACGCCCCCAAAGCCUCUGGCCAAGAUUCUGCGUCCUGUGCCCAUUACUCCCACCCGGGAACCAAGUGCCCGGAUCAACAAAGGAAUUCCAGCGCCCCAGCUAUCGCCUGGUGCAUCUAAGCCGCCGGCCCGAGCCCAGGAUCCUCCCCAGGAAGCUUCUCCGCUGAAAAUUGAAGCAGUGCCGGCUCCAAAAGAUGCAGACCAGGAGCAGAUAAGUGUCCUGAUACAAAACAUCCUCGACGAAGAUGAAACAGUUGCUGAGGAGGUGGUCAGUGAAGCUAACCACAUCGCCAAGGAAUCGGAAACCACAGCCGAAAUGGUUCUGCUGAACCACGAAUCCGAGGCUGAGCCUGUUCUGGACGAGGAGGAUGUAUACAUAUACGAGCAUGAAGAUAUUCUAGAUCCAGACUUGGAAGAUGUGAAGGUUAAGCCUGCGGUUCGUCCAUCCAGAUUAGUAGUUCAAGCCGAGGAAAGCCAAAGCGAUGGCGAUAUCGACGAGGGUGAGGCCAGCAAUGUGGUUCUCUUUAACUUUGUUGACAUCAAAGAAAAGGAUGAAAUAAAUGACAUUUCGGAGUACUUGGCCACGGUGGUAAAGACCAGCUUUGAGAAACUGGCAUUUGAGUGGUGCACAGUGUGCAAGCACUGCUCCCUGAAGUGUCCCACAUUUGAGAGUCUUUUCAGUCACAUUGUUAAGGCCCACAGAACGCGGAGAGAUGUCUACCAGUGUCCCAUUGAAGGCUGCAGCAAGGAGCUAAAGGGUCGCCAGUUCCUGGCAAUGCAUUUGGUUCUUUUGCAUGCUCCCGUGGCUGAGAUUCCCAUUUAUGGCAGCUGCCCGGAAUGUAAAAUGACCUUCUCCAACAUUUUGCAGUACAACAAGCACUCUUGUGCCCAUGUCAUUAAAAAGAAACGCGGUGUCCGCUCGUUUUGUGAAAUGUGCUCUCUGGAGUUUCCAUCCUGGAAGCGUUUCAGUUUCCACAACCAAUUCCACCUGGAGAAACAUAGACCUCGCGCUUGUUUCGUCUGCGACUUUGCCAGCACCAAUAUCGAUGAGCUGUUCCAGCAUUUAAAUUACGCCCAUGAGCCUGUGGGCACCUUAUUUUGCGACCUUUGCGACCGCACUUUCCGGGACCCUGCCGUUUUCAUGGAGCACAACAAGUCGCAUGCCAAUGUGAGCAGCACAACCUAUUCCUGCGGCGAAUGCAUGGCAAACUUUGAGUCCCGGGGGCGAUUGAAUGGGCAUAUGAGAGCCAGGCAUGGCAGCGUGGUAAGCUGUGAGCUCUGCUCACGCGAGUUCGCCACCGAAGCCACCUACAAUAUUCACAUGAAGAAACAUCUGAUCAUCGAGCGGGAUGUGCACGUGUGCGGAAAAUGUGGCCUGGUGAGCGACAGCCGCGAAACACUACUUGCCCAUGUGGAUUCCCUGAAGUCAGCCUGUUUUGGCUCUAAGAUAUACAUGGAACUGCUCCGUGAUGCCUACGUCUGCGAGUACUGCUCCUCGUACUUCAAGGAAAAGGCCCAUCUGCAAGCCCAUCGAGAGUCGGGAGUUCAUAAGGACGGAUUGUACUGGUGCCAGCCCUGCGGCAAGGAAUUUCCGCACAUGAAACUGUACCGCCAUCACCUGCGCAACUAUCAGCAGCUGCGCUCGGACUCGACGCAUCGCAAGCUUGAGAUUUGUGUAUUUUAUAUGUGCGAUCAGGAGAACUGUUCGGAGGCCUAUGCGAAUUGGAACUCCUUGUACACACACAAGCGACGCACUCACGAAUCUUCGAACAAGCAGGCGGAGAAGUCCUCCAAGAGCACCCAAGAGUGGAUUUGUCAGUUCUGUUCAAAGGAGUGCCGCUCGAAGAUGUCCUUGUCUGUUCAUGUGGCCAGGAGCCACAAUAAUGACAACGUGUCUUGUCCCUUGUGCAAUGCCUCGUACAAAAGCCAGGAUGCGCUGGCCAAGCACCAUGCCUAUUGGCACGAGCCCAUCGAGUGCCCUCAAUGUUUCAAGAUCGUUAAAAAUCGUCGGAACUAUGAUACUCAUGUAAACGUGGUUCAUUCGAACAAGAAGCGGUACUCCUGCAGCAUCUGUAAUAAAGGUUUCUAUCACAGAAGUGAAAUGGAGGCGCAUCAGAAGCUCCAUGGUCAGUCUUACAGCUGCGAGCAUUGCAGCUUCACCACCAGGAAUAAGAAAUCCCUAUCAGUUCACAUCCUGGGUCAGCAUUACAAGCGCUUCGCCUUUGAGUGCAAGGUGUGCAAGAAGAGGUUUGGACGCCGACAGGGCUUGAGUACGCACAUGCAGCGGGCUCAUGGGUCCAAGUACAUGUGUCGUGACUACUUUGAGGGCGGCUGUGGACGCACUUUUGUAAACAGUUCCCAGCUGAAUGUGCAUGUGCGAAAGGUACACAAGGGAGUCAUCUUCCUCCAGGAGGACCUCGUCGAAGAGGAUGAAUAUGUCAGCGACGGCCCGUCCACAUCCAAGAAGCGCUGCAUUCGUAUCAACGAAGAUAAUAUUGAGUUUAUAGAAGACGAAGAUGAAGGAGAUGAUGGAGAAGAUCAGGAUGGCAUUGGAUUGGAGGAAGUUGACGAGGAUGGGAACGAAUAUAUCGACGAGGAACCAGAUCAAGACCCCAAGCAUUGAGGCAGACACUUUCUGUUUAAGU
This is a messenger RNA of Drosophila gunungcola (fruit fly), 3038 nucleotides long. RefSeq names its product zinc finger protein 585A. Lineage: Eukaryota; Metazoa; Arthropoda; Insecta; Diptera; Drosophilidae. The coding region runs from base 41 to 3016 and encodes 991 amino acids. The transcript has 10 exons. Gene Ontology annotation, cellular component: chromosome. The record is from RefSeq and is a predicted model, not a curated record. Gene Ontology annotation, molecular function: chromatin insulator sequence binding. Gene Ontology annotation, biological process: regulation of transcription by RNA polymerase II.